GACCCUUUUAUCGUGUGCAGUGACUGUACUUCUACUUUUCAUACCGGAAAAUGUUCGGGAAUUUCUGUGACAACGCUCAAGACAAAGGGGGAGGCGUAUCGCCAAGCUUGGCGCUGUACGUCUUGUCGGAGACAGAAAAUUCGAGCGCAACCACCGAGUGGAAAUGAUGAAUCUGACCAGCAAGACAUUCGCCUAAUGUUAAAGAACAUAAGUUCUAAGCUUGACCAGCUGUUGCCACUGAAGGAAGUAGUAGAGGGCAUAGAGGAUUCCUUACAAUUCUGGUCGGAGCAGUAUGAUGAACUGCGGCAAACUACCGAGAAACAUGAACAGGAAAUUAAAGAACUCAGACGCCGCACCGAAAUACUCGAGAAAAACGAAAACGAUGUUAAUCAGCUCCAAGCUGAAAUCGACGCUCUCGAAUGGAAAAGCCGCCGCCUUAACCUCGAAUUUCAUGGCAUUAAACAGACAGAAAAAGAAAAUUUGAUUGAAAAGCUAAACGAACUUGCCACGCAGCUUGAGCUUCCACAGCUAUCGGCUAACGACGUGGUCGCGGUUCACCGCCUACCGUCUAAGAAAGAUAAAAUACCCGGCAUUAUCUGUCGCUUUGUCAAGCGGACUGAUAGGGAUCGGUGGUGGUUGAACCGAAAGAAACUGCGUGACAGGAAUGAUGUGGUCUUUAUGAAGGAAAAUGUGACAAAACGAACACGUGCUCUUCUGUUUGAAACAAAAAACUGGGCCAAAAGGGCAAUGUACAAGUAUGUGUGGCACAACAACGGUCGGGUACUUGUUCGCAAAGCGGACGGUGAACAAGCAGUAGUGAUUUCCACCGCAGAUGAUCUAGAUAAACUAGGUUAAGAGCCGUGUGGUUUGCUAAACCAAUGGCAGACACAAGCGUUGACACCUAUGUGUUGCCCCAAGUAUGUGAGCAACACAUCGGGAAACCGUUCCUCAAAUCAUUUAAAUGCUUUCACCUAAAUAUUCGUUCUGUUAUAAAUAAGAAGUCCGAUCUUUGUUUGUUCCUUGAACAACUCCGUUUUUCAUUUGAUGCAAUAUUAUUAACAGAAACCUGGUGUACGAAUGAUCUUGAUGUUUUACGCCUUCCAUCCCACAAUACAUUUUAUUUAAAUCGUGCCUAUGCACGCGGUGGCGGUGUGUGCAUCUUGAUUAAGGAAGCAUUUACUUGUGAAUUAUUAUCCGAACUUUCUGUCAGCACACAUGACUGUGAAAUGCUGUCAAUUAAAGUGCAAAACAUGGUAUUAACUGUGUGCUACCGUCCUCCCAGUGGUGCUGUGUCUCCAUUUUUCAGUUACCUUGAAUCAAUUGCAGAGUUCGUUAACGAAAAUCACUUCGAUGUUGUGUUCGGUGGUGACAUUAAUAUUAAUAUGAUGAAGAAUGACUCUCUCAAGGAAAAGCUUGAUUUUUUACUUAUGGUAAAUGGCCUAGUUAAUGUAAUUAAUUUACCCACUAGAAUAACUCAGCAUUCCUCAUCUUUAAUCGAUAUUUUUUUCACAAAUAUAAAUUAUGCAGAUGUUAAAGCAGGUGUUUUUGCGUAUGAUAUCAGUGAUCACCUACCUAUAUUUCUUUGUUGCAACAUACAUAUACGUAGUAAGAGGCCCAAAUUAACACAUUUUGUCCAGAGAAUUACAGA
Molecule: messenger RNA, 1648 nt
Organism: Rhipicephalus sanguineus (brown dog tick)
Lineage: Eukaryota; Metazoa; Arthropoda; Arachnida; Ixodida; Ixodidae
Exons: 1
Coding region: 196-855 (219 amino acids)
Source: RefSeq, a predicted model, not a curated record